GACGACGAUGCCCCCUCGAUCCCGCAACUUGUGCCAUGUCUGUAACGAAACCGAAUCAAAAUAUACAUGCGCAAAAUGCAGAGCAACCGUCUACUGUUCUGUUGGAUGCUAUAAACGCCACAAAGAAUCUUGCGGCUCUACUGAAACUUCAGCUGUGACUCGCGAAACAGUACCACCUUCAUCCGCAGAAGAGACUCUCGAUGAUCCAAAGCCACUACGCCCUCUCACUUCUCUCAAUUGGCCAUACGUACCCGAAGAAUCGGCAUAUCCCGACCCCUUGAAACGUGAUGACCCACGGCCAAUACAACUUCACCAAUACGAAGCCAUCGCUACUUCCGCUGCUGUGCGUCACGCCCUGGAGUCGAAUCCUCGUCUGCCAGAGCUCCUCACUUCCAUAGACAAGCUCAGAGGUGCAGAUAGAGAGGAUGCCUUACAUCGCGCCCUUGGAGUUGACACUAGGCAGCUCAAGAACGACUUAUUGGGACCUCAAGAGUUGGACGAAGACACCAAGAUGCUGAGGCAACUCGCAGAAGCCGUGGAAGCUGCUGUACGAGGAGGGAAAGAAGGAGUGCUGGGUCUCGAUUGGGACGAAUGACCAACAUAAUCAAACGGUGGAAUAUGCCAGAGUAUA
This is a messenger RNA of Suillus subalutaceus, 631 nucleotides long. RefSeq lists its product as uncharacterized. The transcript is spliced from 5 exons. Lineage: Eukaryota; Fungi; Basidiomycota; Agaricomycetes; Boletales; Suillaceae. Bases 8 to 595 code for a protein of 195 amino acids. The record is from RefSeq and is a predicted model, not a curated record.